AUGUGCAAUGGAGUGAACCCAAUGGCGUUGGCAUUGAAACCUUCGGAUGCCCAUCCCUACUUUGCUCAUCGCUUCCAAGACGAGGAUUACCAUUUUGCAUUUGUUGAAUGGUACAAUCCAUCUCGCCAUGCUUGGCCCACUCACCAUAUUUAUGGUUUAUCCGCUUGUCAGGCCACCACGCAACCGAUAUCAAUGCUCUCGAUCAUCCCGGUACAUUAUAUACAUAGUGUUGUGUCUCUCAGCAAUCUUGUUGAUGACCACCUUCUUGUUAAGUAUCUACCUCGCAAAAUAAAAUCAGAGUAUUAG
Messenger RNA from Lichtheimia ornata, 306 nucleotides. RefSeq lists its product as uncharacterized. Bases 1 to 306 code for a protein of 101 amino acids. Lineage: Eukaryota; Fungi; Mucoromycota; Mucoromycetes; Mucorales; Lichtheimiaceae. The record is from RefSeq and is a predicted model, not a curated record. The transcript has 2 exons.